CCAGCUGAGCAGAGCCGGACUGUUUACUCUGCCUGAGCAGAGUCAACUGUCAGACAGCGGUGUGCUGUGGAGCCUCCAGCCGGUGCUUUCAAUAUGUCAGGCAGCUGAUAGCAGAUAGAGGAGCAGCCAGACCCAUGAACAAGAUUUGGGUGUGAACAACUUGGGACACCAUGUCUCUCCUGCUGAUGUCCUUCCUUCUCAUUUGUCUGCUCGGGAUUGUCUUAUUAUGUGUCGUUUUCAGGUGGCUCAUGUGCACCUUGGCUGUGCGAUUCUUCCAGACCGCACUGAACGCUGAUCUCAAGAUCAAAUCAGUAGGGCUGUUUUCUGUCCAAGGAGUUAGUAUCCAGUUUCACCCCCAGCAUACUCUGGAAAUUGACAGAAUAUGGAUUUCAAGUAAACUUCUAAACCAAGAUUUACCGAGAUACUUGGCGUUGUGUGUUGGGGAAACCAGAGUUAGGUUUGACUUGCAGGCGCCAGUCAGACCGUUAGAUAAGAAGAGCCAUGGGAAGAAGUCAGGGAAGAUCUCAGUCAGCCCGACAACGCUACGCCUUCUGUCACAACUGCUGUCAUUCCAUAUCAGCUCCAUCAAUGUGAUGGUGCUGAACAUAGCGCUGUCGGAGUCUCUAUGGCACAUGACUCUCACAGGAAUCACCUUGUUACUUGACCACCAAAGUAAAAGGUUGGCGUGGGACUUCUCAGUCUCACAGCUUAGCAGCAAAGUGCUUAAAAGCAGUCAGUUGGACAUAUGUUUGGCUGAAGUGGCCCUGAGCCUGCUGCUGUCUGGAGAUGUGAGCCUACCAGAGAUGAAGCCAGGUUGUUUGUCACUGAGUGUGAGGACACUGAUAGCAGAGCUGCAUGAGGGUCUGUUCCUCAGCCAAGUCCUGCUGCCCCCCGUCUCCUAUGAAGAGCAAGAUCGUGAUGCAUCUGAGUGUGAAAACAAUGAUUUCAUCAAGACCGAGGCUGUGGAGCGCUUUCAUCGGCUGAUUCCCCACAAGGUCAAUGUGGAAUUUGAUAACACUAACGUAACCCUGUCCAUGCACAGCCAGAAACGACACCUGAACUGGACUCUGAAGUCUUUAAAGCUCUGCUAUGGACGUGACAGUGAGCAGCUUCCUCUUAGAAGCUUCACUCCGGAGCUGAGCUUUCCCCAGAGCAGCCUGGAGCUCCUUCUCGAGGAUGGACUUCUUCUUUCUCAAAGUAGGCAAAGAAUCCUUUGUGUGAACACUCUCAAGACAACCCUGCAGGUUACAUCAAUCGACAUCUCAGGGUCAUUCAUUAUCAACACUUGCAUCAUUCACUACCGUCACCAGGAGUUCUCCCAUUGGCUGAAUCUAUUUCCAUGGGAACAGCUAGUCCGGGGGAAGGGAGGACACAGAAAAAGGCGUCUCCCUCACUUGGAUGCCCCUGUGAUGAUCACCUCCUCUGUGUCAAAUGUCAAUGUGUCUGUUCAGCUGGGAGACACCACGCCCUUUGCUCUCGGCUUCCUCUCUGCUAAUGCGGAACUCCAGCAUCUCCUUGACAUUAAAGUUGACAAAGAGAGCCCAGAGUCCCAGAAUGUGCACAGGCGUGCCUCUUUGUCCCUGGACAACUUCUGGUGGAGAGUGGGUCAGGGGUCUCACAUCCAACAGGCGCCCCACCCUCCUGGUAAACAUGUGUGGGGAGAAGCGCUAAUUCUAGACUCCCUCAGUCUUCAGGGGAGUUUGAAUCGACCCCAGGUGGAGUCGAGUAGCCAGCCUCUGAGUCUGAGCGUGGAGUCCAGUCUAAAAGGCCUUCAAGUGGAGCUGUCAGAGACCUGUGCACUGUGUCUGUCUCGCCUGCUGUCCCUCAUGUGUGUCACUCAUGACACAGAGCCGCAACCGUCUGAUGUGGCUGCAGUUUCUCCCUCGAGUGAUGGUACUGUCCAUCCCAUCGCCUCCCCACAACUUCACCUGCUUUUUAAACUGGACUGCGGUCUGGAGGAUGUUAAUGUGUUCACAGUGUCAAAUGUGGCAGGAGCUGUGUCUUUGCGGAUGGACACUCUCAGAGUCCUGAGCUCUGCUGAGAGCUCCAGGGUGUCUCUGCAGGGGGUGAGCUUGUCUGUGGUUAAGUCUCUCACAGAGAACAUGGAAACAUGCUGCCCUGCCUCCCAAACCCUCAACCCUGUAAUCAAACUCACCACAAUAACUGUCUGGUACCAAAUCACCACCCACACCUUACAGGUUCAAUGUGAAGAGGAGCUCACUGUAGAAUGGACGCCACCAGACCACAUGGUCUUAUAUCAGCACAUGACUGAAGCUCAGGCCUGUUGGUGCAUGCUCAGUGGAGAGAAAGGUGAAGACAAGCCAGCCACGCCUACAGACAGUGAAGCUGUGUCAAGUCAGAGUAGAGUUCUGUGUGUACGCGUUGAACUGGGCUGUACUCGUUUAACAGCGCAUGUGAGUGAGCAGAACUAUAUUCUACUGCACACGGAUUCCCUCUCGGUCUCAAAGCAUGCUGGUUCCAUGCACAUGCGCUCCCCUUCGCUGAUCUUCAACUUCGACGGCAACAACAUCGUGUCCUUUAAUGGCCUGGAUGUGGAGAUGCACGCUGAGCUGACUGAGAUGCAGUUGCACAGAGACACUUUCCCCUUCCUCACCACUCCUCACAACAGAGUCUGGGUCCUCACUUGCCCUUCCAUGGCGGUCGAAUUCCCCUACCAGUACAAUUUCUCAAACACCUUUGACAUGGCCAUCAGUGUACAGAAGUGGCUGAAGACUCUCCAUCGCUCCCCAAACCAGGCCUCGACCAUUCAGCGCCUGCCUCCUGAUCUUGUGUUCAAAAUCAGCCAGUUCUCGUUUGUCUUCCUGGACGACAUCUUUGAAAUCAAGCUGCGAGACAAUUAUGAGCUGAUGAAGGACGAGAGCAAAGAAAGCGCGAAGCGUCUGCAGCUUCUGGAUAAGAAGGUGGCCGAUCUGCGCAAGCAGCACGGAGAACUUCUGCCUGCCAGAAAGAUAGAAGAGCUGUAUAGUUCACUGGAGAAAAAGCACAUAGAGAUCUACAUCCAGCGCUCACGCCGCCUCUAUGCAAACACACCCAUGAGGAAGUCCCUGCUGACCUGGACUGUGUCAGACUUGGAGCUAGUAGCCCUGGCUGAUCAGUCUCUUCAUGGGCCAGAGAAGGUGAGAGAGCAGCUGAGGGACAUCGACAGGAUCAGCCCCUUCCCCAGAGAUGGACUCCCUCUGGUGGUCCAGUGGUGCAGAGCAGUCAAGUUUAAACUAGCUGCUUUUCUGGUGAGAAUUCGGGACUACCCUCGCUACCUGUUUGAGAUCCGGGACUGGGAGCUGUCGGGGCGUCUGAUUGGAACAGAGCAGGACGGACAAGCACGAGCUCGCCGCAAAGAGAUUGUCCCACUAGGUCCACCUUGGGGAGAUGUAACAGUCCACAGGAAUAUGCCACCACUUAAGUUCUACUAUGAUUUCAAAUCCAACAUCUCUCUGUACACUAUUGUGUGGGGGCCGUGUUGGGACCCCGCCUGGACUUUGAUUGGACAGUCGGUUGACCUGCUCACCAAACCCACAGUUGAUCCCUCACCACCUCUGGCCUGGUGGGACAAAAGUCGUCUCCUUCUGCAUGGGCGCUGGGUCAUGGACAUUGACCAAGCCAAUCUGCAUCAGCUAGCUACAGAGGAUCCCUAUAAUACUACAGAAAACUUACACUGGGAAUGGAACAAGCUCAACUUUGACUGGAUCCCCGGGAAGUUUGAGUUUAAAGGGGAUUUGGAUGUAAAUGUUAGGACAGCAUCGAAGUAUGAUGAUAUCUGUUUUCUGCACCUGCCCAACCUGUGUAUGACCCUUGAACUCCAGUGGCUUUGCCAUGGCAACCCCCAUGACCACCAUGCUGUAAUGCUCUGCUGUGCAGAGAACAUUGCAGAUGUGACCUCAGGACAACCACAUGACUCCUACAGAGCCUUUCGCUCUGAGAACCUCAACCUCUCCAUCACCAUGGACCUUAACCAGCAUUGUGGCACAGAACUUCCCCAGCCCAGAAUCCUGCUGUAUAGCAGCACAUUGCGCUGGAUGCAGAACUUCUGGGCCACCUGGACGAGUGUAUCUCGACCAAUCUGCAGAGGUAAGCUCUUCCACAGCCUCAGGCCGGUUCGCAAGAAGCUUGGUCAGCAUUACAAACAGAUGUCGUACACAGCUGCCUUCCCACAACUACAAGUGCAUUACUGGGCCUCCUUCGCCCAGCAGAGAGGUAUUCAAGUGGAGUGCAACAAAGGCCAUGUUUUCACUCGAGGAGCACAGAGACUUAUUCCACAGGCUGGCACUGUGAUGAGGAGGCUGAUCUCUGAAUGGAAUGUGACUCAGAUGGUCAGCGAGCUCUCUCAGGUGACGGUUCACCUGAUGGCCUCCACCUGGGAUGAGACAGCUGACCACCAGAUCAACGCUCAGGUGAAGAAGACUCACCUGCUCAGCCUGUCGUCCCUCAGCUACCAGCGACAGAGCAACCGCAUGGAGGAGGAGGUGAACCAGAAGGAUGAAACUAAUGCCUCGUACACUCACAAACUGUGCCUGGUGGACCUGCGUGCCUCCUGGACCACCACGAACAGAAAUAUAGCCUUUGGGCUGUAUGACGGUUACAAAAAGGCGUCUGUACUGAAGAGAAAUCUCUCCACUGAAGCUCUGAAGGGUCUGAGGAUCGACACACAGCUGCAGACCAAGAAGCUCAAGCGCUCUCCCUCCAACUACUCUCCUACCACAGCUCCCACCACUCCAGUAACGCCCACUCUCAGUCGAUUAGAAAAAAGUCAAAAUGAAGGGACAUCGAUGCUGCAGAAGCUGAUUGAGGAAACAGACAAGUUUGUGGUGUUUUCAGAGGAAGACUCGGGUGUUAGCGACCAGCUGUGUGGCAUCGCAGCCUGCCAGACCGAUGAUGUAUAUAACCGCAACUGGUUUAUUGAGUUGGUCAACUGUCAGAUGAUGUUGCGUGGAACAGAGACAGCAGGUUGUGUGCUGGUGUCUGCAGCAAAGGCUCAGCUGUUGCAGUGUGAGCACCACCCUGCCUGGUACAACGACACCCUGAAGCAGAAGACCACCUGGACCUGUGUGCUGGAUGGUAUGCAGUACUUUGCCACCAUGGAACCCAACCCGUCUGAGCAAGAGGACAGGCAGCUUUGGCUGGAGGUGAAAAACAUCGAGGAGCAUCGGCAGCGUAACCUGGACUCAGUGCUGGAGCUGAUGGAGAGUGGUCAGGCGGUGGGAGGGAUGGUUAGCACCACUACAGACUGGAACCAGCCUGCGCAGGUGAACGAGGCUCAGCAGGUUCAGCGAAUCAUCUCACGCUGUAACUGCCGGAUGCACUACAUCAGUUACAGUCACGACAUCAACCCAGAACUGGCCACACAGAUCAAACCACCUGAGCUGAGGAACAGCCACGAGAAAGAGGACCUGCUGAAAAAACAAGCUGGGGCUGUGGACACUUUCACUCUCAUUCACCACGACCUUGAGAUAUCCACUAACCCCGUUCAGUAUGCUAUGAUCCUGGACAUUGUCAACAACCUGCUAUUACACGUGGAGCCCAGACGCAAGGAGCACAGUGAGAAGAAGCAGCGAGUGCGUUUCCAGCUGGAAAUUUCCAGUAACCCCGAGGAGCAGCGCAGCAGCAUCUUGCAUCUGCAGGAGGCUGUCAGGCAGCACCUCGCUCAGAUCAGGCGCCUCGAGAAGCAAAUUUACUCCAACAUCAGGGCACAGACCGAAGAUCUGAGCGGCGAUGAGCUGACGGAGAUCAACGUGCGAUUGCAGAACCAGCUGAACCAGGAGAAGAACGACAUGCAGAUGAAGAGUGAAGAGCUCAACAUUCUCAUCAGAUGUUUUAAGGAUUUCCAGCUGCAACGGGCAAACAAGCUGGAGCUGCGCAAGCCCCCAGAGGACGUGAGCGUGGUGAGGAGAACGGAGAUCUAUUUCGCACAGGCUCGCUGGUGUUUGACCGAAGAGGACGGGCAGCUGGGUAUCGCUGAGCUGGAGCUGCAGAGAUUUAUGUACAGUAAGCUGAACAAGUCUGAUGACACAGCAGAGCAUCUUUUGGAGCUCGGGUGGUUCACAAUGAACAACCUGCUGCCGAAUGCUGCCUACAAGGUUGUACUUCGGCCUCAGAGUGCCUGCCAGUCUGGACGCCAGUUUGCUUUGCGUAUUUUCAGCAAAGUGCGCCCCCCUGUGGGAGGAAUCUCUGUGAAGGAGCACUUUGAGGUGAAUGUGGUGCCUCUCACCAUCCAGCUCAUGUACCAGUUCUUCAAGCGAAUGAUGGGAUUUUUCUUCCCGGGAAGAAAUGUUGAAGAGGAGGAGGUCACGGAUGAGGAAGACAAGUUUAGAUUGGUUACUACUGGUAUCCCUGUCAAGCCUCGGCCGCUGUCAGAGGACACCAUGGGUGCGAUGGGCCCCAGCAAAGGUGUCGCCCAGGGACUGAACCGCACUGCCGGGGUCAGGAGGUCGUUCAGGAAACCUCCGGAGCAUCCUGUUGAUGACAUUGAUAAGAUGAAGGAGCGAGCGGCUAUGAACAACUCCUUCAUCUACAUCAAGAUUCCCCAAGUGCCCCUGUGUGUCAGCUAUAAGGGAGAGAAGAGCAGUGUGGACUGGAAGGACCUGAACCUGGUCCUGCCUUGUUUGGAAUAUCACAACAACACUUGGACGUGGCUCGACUUUGCCAUGGCUGUGAAAAGGGACAGCCGGAAAGCACUUGUGGCGCAGAUGAUAAAGGAGAAGCUGCGUCUGAAGCCAGCGUCGGGCUCAGACCUGCGGGGGGGGAAGGCGUCUGAAGGGAAGUCGGACAACAGCCUGCAGCAGCAGGAGGAAGAUGAGAAGGCCCGACUCCUCAUCGGCCUCAGCUCCGCAGACAAGAGCUCCAGCAAGAAGAGUAUCUUUAGUCGACGCAAGUGAAGCACCAAACACUCACACGGGAGCCACUGGAUGACCGUCCACGGGCGUGGUGGGGGUCAAAAUAUCACUCCAGCUUUGAGAAUCACAAUGACAAAGGGAGGUGGUGGAGCAUUUCAAGUAGUUUUAGGGGAGGGGGUAACUUACUAUAUCACACGAGCCUGCUGAACUUGUUUCUGAAAAGUCACUCCUGGUGCGUCUCAGAUUUGAAUCCCUCCAGGGAACUCAAACAGCUCCAGGACUUACCAGGGUGCCACUUUGACCAAAUAUAUCUUUAUCCUGUUUAUUUGUGUGUCAUUAAAAAUUUCAGUCUGCAUUUCAUAAACUUUGCAACUUUUGGGAAUAACGACCACUGAGGUUGCAUUGAAUGUAGCGAGGAAGCUUUGCAGUAUGUAGCGAGCACGUCACUGUUACUGCUUCCUCUGCUUCUGCAAAUGCGAGACUUGAGAUUUACUUUUCCUGCUGGCUCGGGAACACUCUGUCACACAGUCUGCUAGAAUAAACAGGACCCAAUCGGAAGCACCUUCGAUGCCGUCAGCUGUAAAGAAAUUAGAUUGUGAAAGUAAAUAUAUCAGAAUAUGUUUUAUCAAAUAAAGCUUAAAAGAAAGCGAUCAAGGCUGCAUGACUGUCUCUGACAGGAAGGCCUUUGAUGCUGUUUUAUAUUUCACUCAGCUCACUGUUUUACUGUACCUCACCUCAGUGCAAUAUAUCAAAAACAGAGCAGCAAAAACAUGUUUAUGUGUUGUCAACAAAAAAAUAAAUGUGGCACUUGGUUUGAUGGUAAUGUGGCAAAACAAACAAAAAAUCAGCUAAUGGCAGAGUUUUGUAAUUUUAACACUAAAGCACUUUUUAUGCAAAGUAUUUUGAUAUUUUUGUAACCACACUUGUGUUCCUGUUGGACUCCUUGUAUAACUGUGCUGCUACAGCCUGGGUCACAUUUCUAUUAAAGGAAAAGAAAAGAAAAAAAGCCCUGAUCGUUUCAAUUAAGAGCAUCAUAUCUCCGCAGCACAUUUCUAUCAGCUCUGUGGCUUUCUCGUUGAUCUGUCAAUAAAAUAAAAAAACAAAAAGUGUUCUA
Messenger RNA from Stegastes partitus (bicolor damselfish), 7962 nucleotides. RefSeq names its product UPF0378 protein KIAA0100. Lineage: Eukaryota; Metazoa; Chordata; Actinopteri; Pomacentridae. The coding region runs from base 171 to 6890 and encodes 2239 amino acids. The record is from RefSeq and is a predicted model, not a curated record. The transcript has 40 exons.